AAGGAGGGAAUCAGCCUUUUUCAUCCGAUUUUCUGUAGUUUUAAGUAAAAUUAAAGCCAAAAAUGGCUACAAACCAUCUCUUCAACUGUAGAUUUUGCUUGUGCGAGACUGUUGAACCUCGAAAUAUGGCUCUUGACACGGAUUUCCUUCAAAAAGCCCUUCAUAUUUUUGCUGAACUUGAACUUUCGAUUUCAAUGCAAAAUGGACUCUCCGUGUUCGUAUGCGAGUUUUGUUACAAAUUUUUAAACCAAUUUCACGAUUAUUACGAGACUGUAAAGGAAAAUCAAGAAUUCCUUAUAAACGAAGUUGCUCCGAAAACCAUAAAAAUCGCAGAAACAGACGAAAAUGAAGAGUUUAUUGAUGAAAUUGUGUCUUACGAGAGUUAUCCGCUGCUUGUUGAGACAGUCGAUGUCAUUCCUGAAGAAGAAACUUACAUUACCGAAAGUCUUGAGGACGCUACGAGACAAGAAGAGUUCAUAAUUGACACGGAAAUCAUUCAACGAUACAAAUCUGGGGAGAUUUUCGAUCCGGAAGUGAAUGAACAGUUAUCUCAAUUCUUCAUUUGUGAUAUUUGUGACAAAUAUUUCGUGUCGAAAGCUCAAAUAACGGGUCAUAUGUUCAAACAUUUGCCGUUUCCGCAACCAAAAACCAACACAGGAGAUCGUCCUUCGUAUCGAAGAGUCCCAAAACCGCACGAAUUAGUUAUUUCAUGUCCUGUAUGCCCGUCGACGGCGAUUAAAUUUAAGAAUAAUGACAUUUUACAACUUCAUCUCAUGGAACACGAUCGUUUUGAGCGUCUCAACCAAAGUCGUAUUGAACGAGGGCUUGAAGCACUUAUCGAAUGUCCUCAUUGUGAACGUCGUUUUUCGGUACAGGACGAAUUUUUGGCUCAUUUGAAGAAUCACGAAGCAAAUCGCUUCAUGACAUGCGAGUUGUGUGGGCGUUUAAUCGUUUCAAGUAGCUUAAAAACGCAUCUCAAGUUGCAUUUCAAACGUUAUUGUUGCGAAUUUUGCUCGCACAAGUUCCGAAAUCGAUGCGAUUUGGUCAAACACAUUCAAUUAAACCACGAGAGACCCCAAAGUUACGAAUGUCAACACUGUUUCAAGCAAAUUCGACAUAAAACUGCCAUGGAAAAGCACUUGAACUUCUGUAAGGGACCUAAAAGUGUGGGCCCAUGCAAACAUUGCGGCGAAACUUUUCAAUCCAAAAGCGAUCGAAUGUAUCACGUGCAAAAAUAUCAUCUCGGAUACGUUUGUAAGACAUGCGAUAUGCGUUUAGAAAGUGUCACAGCACUCAAAAAUCAUCGAAAAAGCGAGGAACACAGAAAAAUGAGUUACGAAGCGAAGAUUCGACGAGAAAAUUUGAAACAACUGCAAAUGACGACGAAAAAAACGCCUUUGAGGAAAGUAAUAAUCGCCGUGAACGACUAA
Molecule: messenger RNA, 1430 nt
Organism: Culicoides brevitarsis
Lineage: Eukaryota; Metazoa; Arthropoda; Insecta; Diptera; Ceratopogonidae
Product: zinc finger protein 271-like
Exons: 2
Coding region: 63-1430 (455 amino acids)
Biological process (GO): regulation of transcription by RNA polymerase II
Cellular component (GO): nucleus
Molecular function (GO): RNA polymerase II transcription regulatory region sequence-specific DNA binding; DNA-binding transcription factor activity, RNA polymerase II-specific; zinc ion binding
Source: RefSeq, a predicted model, not a curated record